AUGGGCGCUCUUUUGUCCAUCCCCAUCUUCGCCGGGAUCGGCUCUCUCGGCACCACACUCUGCUCCACAUGCGCAGUAUUCAUGGGUGGCACCGCCGCAUCGGCGUUCUGCAAGUCGUGCAACUGCAACUCCUCCAUUGCGACGCGUGUCGGCUACGGCAUCAUCUUCGCGAUCGCAAGUAUGCUCGCGUACAUAUCGCGAACAGACAUGGGCAUUAGAUGGCUGGAACGCAUAUCGUGGGACUGGAUCAAGAUGGACUGCAGCGGGGGCAAGUGCUACGGAUUACUUGCCGUUCAUCGCUUCGAGUUUGCCCUCACGUUAUUCCACUUGAUUCUCAGCUUGUUGCUCAUCGGCGUACGAUCCACCAAAGCCAAGCGGUCGGCGAUCCAGAAUGGGUGGUGGGGACUCAAGCUCGUCGCGUACUUCCUUCUGUGCUUUGUUGCUUUCCUCAUCCCCAACGAGUUCUUCAUGUUCUAUGGCUCGUACAUCGUUCCGGUCGGCGCCUGCGUGUUCAUCCUCAUCGGCCUCGUCCUUCUCGUUGACUUUGCGCACACCUGGUCGGAAACAUGCCUCGACAACUGGGAGCGCACCGAUUCGAAUCUCUGGCAGUUCAUCCUUGUCGGCUCAACGUUUGGUUUGUAUAUCGCCACCAUUGCCGUGACCGUGGUCUUGUACGUCUUCUUCUCCGGCUCCGGGUGUGGCCUCAACACUUUCUUCGUGACCGCCAACCUUCUCCUCUGCAUUAUCGUCACCAUUCUCGCCAUCUCCGGUCCCGUUCAGGAGGCCAACCCCAAGUCGGGUCUCACACAGGCGGCUAUGGUCGCCGCAUACUGCACAUAUCUCACCUCGUCUGCCGUCGUCAACCACACCGACGAUGGUCACUGCAACCCCCUCCAGAAGGCAACCAGCGGAACUAAGACGACGACAGUUGUCCUAGGUGCGCUGUUCACUUUCAUCGCAAUCGCGUACUCCACCACGCGCGCGGCUACACAGUCCAAGGCACUCGUCGGCAAGGGCCACCGCGCCGGCGCGAUCCAGCUGCCAGAGGGCGAGGAGGACGGUGAGGUGAGACUGAUUACCUCGCAGCCCAAGGGUCGCCGAGACGAGAUGCGUUAUCAGGCUAUCCUCGCGGCCGUCAAUGCCGGCUCGCUCCCCGCCUCGGUGCUCGAUGAACCAGAAGAUGAAGAGGAGGAGAUCGAGGCUGCAAUGGGCGAGGAGCGUGACGACGAACGAUCAGGCACGAAGUACAACUACUCAUGGUUCCACAUUAUCUUCGCCAUCGCGUCCAUGUAUGUCGCCGGCCUCCUCACCGACUGGGCAGUCAUCUCGACCUCGCCUGUCGACCAUCCAGUGGACCCGAUUACCGACCUUGUCACUCGCGCCGAGCCAGAUGUUUACAUCGGCCGCUCGGAGGCGACAAUGUGGAUGCGGGUGGUCAGCAGCUGGCUUUGUUAUGCGCUGUACGUUUGGAGCCUUGUCGCGCCUCUUGUCAUGCCAGACCGGUUCGGCGAUGACUAA
Molecule: messenger RNA, 1518 nt
Organism: Cutaneotrichosporon oleaginosum
Lineage: Eukaryota; Fungi; Basidiomycota; Tremellomycetes; Trichosporonales; Trichosporonaceae
Cellular component (GO): membrane
Source: RefSeq, a predicted model, not a curated record